AAGAGACUGAGAGAAGAAAACGAGAGCGAGUGACAAAAAGAUUGAGAGAGAGAAUGAGAAAUAGAACGAGAGCUAAGUGAGCGACUAAGAUAGACAGAGCAGAUCAGGGGAGAGGGAGACAGAGAAGGAGAGAUCGAGAGAAAGAGAGGAAAGCAGAGGCAGAGGUCAUAGCCAUGGACUGGAAGACGUUCCAGGCCCUGCUGAGCGGCGUGAACAAGUAUUCGACAGCCUUCGGGCGCAUCUGGCUGUCCGUGGUGUUCGUGUUCCGCGUGCUGGUGUACGUGGUGGCCGCCGAGCGCGUGUGGGGCGACGACCAGCGAGACUUCGACUGCAACAUCAAGCAGCCGGGCUGCCCCAACGUCUGCUACGACCACUUCUUCCCCAUCUCGCACAUCCGCCUGUGGGCGCUGCAGCUCAUCUUCGUCACGUGCCCGUCGCUGAUGGUCGUCAUGCACGUCAAGUACCGGGACGAGCGCGAGCGCAAGUACCGCGCCAAGCACGGCCCCGACGCCAAGCUCUACGACGACACAGGUAAAAAACAUGGUGGCCUCUGGUGGACCUACCUGCUCAGCCUGUUCGCCAAGACGUUCAUCGAGGUCGCCUUCCUCUACAUCCUCCACCACAUCUACGACAGCUUUUACCUGCCGCGGCUCGUCAAGUGCAACAUUUACCCCUGCCCCAACCAGGUGGACUGCUACAUCGGCCGGCCCAUGGAGAAGAGGGUCUUCACCUACUUCAUGGUGGGCGCCUCGGCCAUCUGCAUCGUGCUCAGCAUCUGCGAGAUCAUCUACCUCAUCUUCAAGCGCGUCUCCAGCUGCGUCAAGCGGGUGCAGGUGAACCGGGGGCACGGCAUGGCCGUGUACCAGCCACCUUACCGCGACCGCGACAGUAGCUGCACCCUGCCACUGCAUGAGCUCGAGCACAAGGUUGCGCGCGAGCCGAAGGACCAGCUCCACCCAGCAGCCUACAAGGCCAGCUUGUUCAUGAGGGCCUCGGCACCCAACCUGAGCCUGGCCUAGGAGGAACACGUGUCGGGGGCGCGGACGAGAUGGACCAGAGAUGACUCCCGGGGUGAAGCUUACAGACCCGAGCCCAGUCAGACUCGGACAGUUUUCGGAUUCGAGCCCCCUGUCCUGGAGGACCGUGGCACGUAUUGGCGUUCUCCUUGCUCGAACACCGGCGCGAAACAACAACCAACACUUGUUACAAAUUAAUCCUGUUACAAAUCAACAACAAAGACUUGUUCAAAAAUGCACCACAAACCAUUACCCCUGUUUUUGCUUUAUGAACAAAAAUCAUUAUCAUACUUCAGAACAACCACUGCCCUACAUCUGCGUUUAGAUACAAAGAGACUAAAUUCUUCAGGUAGUGAACAUGAAUGUCUUUCAUAUUCUAUUAUAAACAGUUUCCUGCUGUCACAAACAUGUAAUUCCUAAAUCAAUUUGUAGUGGAACUGGGAUAUAGUGAGAAACAAAGAGUUUUCCAGUUACCUGAAGUAACUUGAACUGUUUAAAUUGUUCUGGAGACGGAUCUGGUUCCUAAUAUGAGACAGGAAGAGACGCUUGAAUGGAAAAGCAUGAUGGAGCAUGACUGACAGGAACAGUCAGUCAGAGAGAGAGAAGUUAAUGGCAAUAAUGAUCUUUGUUCUAUGCAGCACAAUGCAUUUAUGUUUUUAAAUUACAAUGGUGAGGUUCACCUGAGAAGCACCUUGUUUACUGUUCCGCUUAGUCUUUAUGCAGUUUUAGCUGACUGUUACACAAGAGACAGUUGGUGCCCAGUGCCUGAUCUGAGAACAGGUGCCUGGGCAUUUGAGCACCAGCUGGAAUGAACAGAUUUCUGGUUCUUUUUCAACAUUAAGUUUGUGUGAGGGAUGUGUCUGUGUUUCAUUGUAUUUUAUGAGCUGCCUAAGAAUGUCACUGUGAGUCAGGGCACCGUCGACUCAGACAGGCGGGUCAAAGCUGUGCUUUAGUCAGGGUAGGAAGCGAGU
Messenger RNA from Electrophorus electricus (electric eel), 1987 nucleotides. The record is from RefSeq and is a predicted model, not a curated record. NCBI's taxonomy places the organism in Eukaryota, Metazoa, Chordata, Actinopteri, Gymnotiformes, Gymnotidae.